UAUUUGAAUUAUCUCAUAUAUUAUUAUUUAUUAGCAAUAUUUUCUUUAUAUUUGUAUGUAAAAUGAAUCCAGUUAUAAGUUCUGAAAACCUUCCUUCGUCAUUUAACAAUAAAAUUAUUGAAUCUAACGAAAAAUAUACAUUGGUUAGGUCAAAUAUUUUAGAUUUAUCAAGUAUUAGUAAUUGGAUUUAUGAAUUUUCUUUAAAUACUAAUACUAAAUGGAAUGUCCGUUCUUCAGUUCCAAAUGGAACUUAUAUUCAGUGCAAAAAAUUAUUUAUAUAUCAUCAUAGCUCUUACCAUAAAGUUGACAAAGAACACAAUAAAAGAGGACAAUCUAAAAACACUAAGUGUAAAGCCAAAAUAAAAGUUGUGGUAAAGCUAGAUUCUGUUUCAACUAGAAAAACUGAUCCCUACAUUAAAGAAAAAUUAUUAGGUGUUAUUACAAUUUUUAAUGAACACAAUCACAACAUAAAUACAGCAGAGGCUUUAAAAUUCUUAAAUUNAAAAAUUAUUAGAGAAAAUUUUGAAGACUAUUUUAAUGACGGAAUGACUAUAACUGAAGCUAUUCGUUACCAUGAGAGUGUUAUGGCAAUGAAUAAUCAUUCUAUUGAGGAUUUUGCAAACGCUCGAUUGAACCCAACAUAUAGAACUAUACAGAAUUGGCAUGAUAAAUGGAGUAUUUUAAAUUUAGGUCCGCGUACUGGUCAAGGGGUUCUUAUGGUAAAAUAUGAACAACAUAUGAAAUAA
Molecule: messenger RNA, 746 nt
Organism: Daktulosphaira vitifoliae (grape phylloxera)
Lineage: Eukaryota; Metazoa; Arthropoda; Insecta; Hemiptera; Phylloxeridae
Exons: 5
Coding region: 63-746 (227 amino acids)
Source: RefSeq, a predicted model, not a curated record